AUGUCUAGCUCUAGUGGGGAGUUGAAAAACGACUCCGACAAUAAGCUAGAAAAAACACAAACGUAUUCAAGUUCUGACCAACAUUCAAUCAAUGAGUACCAAGGUGUCAACGAUAAUGAUGAGAACAUUAGGCAGUUGGCUAGAACAUUUACCCACGACUCACUCAAAGAUGACCAAUCUGCUGCCACUUUGCGCAAGUACUUGAGUAACAUGUCAGAUGUUCCAGGUAUUAACCCAGUCAGCGAGUCAGAUUUGGAUAGAUUGAACCCAGAUUCAGACCACUUUGAAGCCAAGUUCUGGGUGAAGAACUUGAAGAGAUUGUUUGACUCCGACCCAGACUACUACAAACCUUCCAAAUUAGGUGUCGCUUACAGAGACUUGAGAGCAUACGGUGUCGCCAAUGACACAGAUUAUCAACCAACAGUCACCAAUGCACUUUGGAAAUUGGCCACAGAAGGAAUCAGAUCGCUCAGAAAAGAAAAAGAGAGCGAAUUGUUCAACAUUUUGAAACAUAUGGAUGCUAUAAUGAGACCCGGUGAGUUGACUGUGGUUUUGGGUAGACCAGGAAGUGGUUGUUCUACCUUGUUAAAGACAAUUGCUGUCAACACAUAUGGUUUCCAUGUUGGUAAAGAAUCCAAAAUUACAUACGACGGAUUGUCGCCAAAGGAUAUCGAGAAACACUACAGAGGUGAUGUUAUCUACUCUGCAGAAACUGACGUUCAUUUUCCUCACUUGACCGUUGGCGAAACAUUGGACUUUGCCGCCAGACUAAGAACACCAAAAAAUCGUGGUGAAGGUAUUGAAAGAGAAGCAUACGCCAAGCAUUUGGCCAGUGUUUAUAUGGCAACAUACGGGUUGUCCCACACAAGAAACACAAACGUUGGUAACGAUUUCGUUAGAGGUGUUUCCGGUGGUGAGAGAAAGAGAGUUUCGAUUGCUGAAGCAUCAUUGAGUGGAGCAAAUAUCCAAUGUUGGGAUAAUGCCACAAGAGGUUUGGAUGCAGCCACCGCGUUGGAGUUUAUCAGAGCAUUGAAAACUGCCGCAACCAUUCUUGACACUACCCCUUUGAUUGCUAUUUACCAAUGUUCUCAAGAUGCAUACGAUUUGUUUGACAAAGUUGUGGUUUUAUAUGAAGGUUACCAAAUCUAUUUCGGAAGAGCAGACAAGGCAAAAGAGUAUUUCAUCAAUAUGGGAUACGAAUGUCCUGAAAGACAAACCACUGCUGAUUUCUUGACAUCCAUCACUAAUCCAGCUGAAAGAAUUGUUCGUCCAGGCUUUGACAAUAAGGUUCCUCGUAUAGCAGAAGAGUUUGAUGCUUACUGGAAAAGAUCUCCAGAGUAUAAUGCCCUCAUCCAAGAAAUUGACCAACACUUUAUUGAUUGCACCCAUCUCAAUACAAAGCAAACAUACCACGACUCACACGUGGCAAAGCAGUCCAAAAAUUUGAGCCCAUCAUCUCCAUACACUGUUUCAUUCUUUAUGCAAACAAGAUACAUUAUGCAUCGGAAUUGGCUUCGAAUGAAGGGAGAUCCAUCAAUCACCAUUUUCUCCAUCUUUGGUCAAUUGGUAAUGGCACUUAUCCUUUCCUCGGUGUUUUACAACUUAAGUCAAACGACUGACUCUUUUUACUAUCGUGGUGCUGCAAUGUUCUUUGCAGUGUUGUAUAAUGCAUUUGCCUCGCUUUUGGAAAUUAUGGCUCUUUUCGAAGCUAGACCAAUUGUGGAAAAGCACAAAAAAUACGCUCUAUAUCGACCCUCAGCUGAUGCGUUGGCUGGUAUUGUUACUGAGCUUCCUGUUAAACUUUUGAUGUCCAUGUCUUUUAACUUUGUGUUUUAUUUCAUGGUGAACUUUAGAAGAAACCCUGGAAGAUUCUUCUUUUAUUGGCUCAUAUGUUUUUGGUGUACCUUGGUUAUGUCGCAUUUGUUCCGUUCUAUUGGUGCUGUGUCAACAUCAUUAGCUGGUGCAAUGACGCCAGCAAUUGUUCUUUUGUUAGCAAUGGUUAUCUACACUGGUUUUGUUAUCCCAACACCAAAUAUGUUGGGUUGGUCGAGAUGGAUCAAUUAUAUUAACCCUGUCGGGUACGUAUUUGAGUCCUUGAUGGUUAAUGAAUUUCAUGAUCGUCCAUUUGAAUGUGCUAAUUUCAUACCUACUGGUCCAGGUUACGAGAAUAUCUCCAAUGAUAACAGAGUUUGUUCUGCUACUGGGUCAAAGCCAGGUAAUUUAAUUGUGAAUGGUUCAGACUACGUGCGUGAACUUUAUGAGUAUUCCAAUGGCCACAAAUGGAGAAACUUUGGUAUUACUAUUGGAUUUGCUCUCUUUUUUUUGUUCAUUUACAUUUCCCUUACUGAGUUCAACAAAGGUGCUAUGCAAAAGGGUGAAAUUGUUUUGUUUUUGAGAGGAUCAUUGAAGAAACAAAAGAAACAAAAACAAUUGGCAAAAGCCAAAACCGACUCUGAGUUUGGUGGAAUGCCAAAUGAAAAAGUUAGUUACGAAGCUCAAGCCGAGGCUGAAAGAUUUGAAAAUGGUAAUGGUAAUUUCAACGAAAAAGGUGAGGUUAGUGGUGAUGCAUUACCAAGCAACAAGGAAAUCUUUUUCUGGAGAAACUUGACUUACCAAGUCAAGAUCAAAAAAGAAGAUCGUGUUAUUUUGGACCAUGUUGAUGGAUGGGUCAAGCCAGGUCAGAUUACUGCUUUGAUGGGUGCUUCCGGUGCUGGUAAAACUACCCUUUUGAACUGUUUAUCAGAGCGUGUUACUACUGGUGUCAUCACUGAUGGUGAAAGAAUGGUGAAUGGUCACUCUUUGGACUCGUCUUUCCAGAGAUCUAUUGGUUAUGUUCAACAACAAGAUUUGCAUUUGGCUGCAUCCACCGUGAGAGAAGCAUUACAAUUUUCUGCCUAUUUGAGACAAUCUAAUAAAGUUCCAAAGAAAGAGAAAGAUGAAUAUGUUGAUUAUGUUAUUGAUCUUUUGGAAAUGACAGAUUAUGCCGAUGCCAUGGUUGGUGUUGCCGGUGAAGGUCUUAACGUUGAGCAAAGAAAGAGAUUGACUAUUGGUGUUGAAUUGGUUGCCAAACCUAAAUUAUUGUUGUUUCUUGAUGAACCCACCUCAGGUUUGGACUCACAGACUGCAUGGUCGAUUUGUAAGUUGAUGAGAAAGCUCGCUAACCACGGACAGGCAAUUUUGUGUACUAUCCACCAGCCUUCAGCUAUCUUGAUGAAGGAGUUUGACAGAUUAUUGUUUUUACAAAAAGGUGGUAAAACUGUUUACUUUGGAGACCUUGGUGAGGGCUGCCAAACAUUGAUCAACUACUUUGAAAGUCAAGGCGCAGACCCAUGUCCACCAAGUGCCAAUCCAGCUGAAUGGAUGUUGCACGUUGUUGGUGCAGCCCCAGGAUCACAUGCCAAAGCAGAUUAUUUUGAGGUUUGGAGAAACUCUAAGGAAUACCAAGCGGUGCAAGCUGAGUUGGAUAGAAUGCAAACAGAGUUAUCGCAAUUGCCUCGUGAUGAAGACCCCGAAACAAAAUACAAGUACGCUGCGCCUUUGUGGAAACAAUAUUUGAUUGUUAGUUGGAGAGUUAUACUUCAAAACUGGAGAACGCCUACAUAUAUUUAUGCAAAAUUGUUUUUGGUUAUUGCAGCUUCUUUGUUCAAUGGUUUCUCAUUUUUCAAAGCAGGUACUUCAAUGCAGGGUUUACAAAACCAAAUGUUUUCGGUAUUUAUGUUUUUCAUUCCAUUGAACACUUUGAUUCAGCAAAUGUUGCCAUACUUUGUCAGACAUAGAGAGGUUUAUGAGACUCGUGAGGCUCCGUCCCGUACAUUUAGUUGGGUUGCAUUCAUCACUGGUCAAAUUACUUCUGAGAUUCCAUAUCAAUUUGUUAUUGGUACUAUUUCAUACUUUUGCUGGUACUACCCUGUUGGAUUAUACCAAAAUGCCGAGCCAACUGAUUCUGUCAACCAAAGAGGUGUACUUAUGUGGCUCUUUAUUACUGCGUUCUUUGUUUAUACAUCAACGUUGGGUCAGUUGUGUAUGUCAUUUAACGAGUUGGAUAUAAAUGCUGCUAAUCUUGCGGUGAUGAUGUUUACAUUGUGUCUUAACUUCUGUGGUGUUUUGGCUACGAAAGAUGCAUUGCCAGGAUUCUGGAUUUUUAUGUACUACUGCAACCCAUUUACUUAUUUGGUGCAAGGUAUGUUGUCGACUGGUUUAGCAAACACCAAUGUUGUUUGUAGAGGAUCAGAACUUGUUACCGUGGUGCCACCCCUGGGAACUUCAUGUUCAGACUACAUGCUGACGUAUAUCAAUAAUUUCGGUGGUUAUGUGAAGGAUAAUGGAGGAAGUUGUGACUUUUGUCAAAUGAGCUCUACCAAUGUCUUUUUGAAAUCGAUCAAUGCAUUGUACAGCGAGAGAUGGAGAAAUUGGGGACUUGUUAUUUGCUUCAUUGUUGCCAACAUGGCUUUAACUGUUGUUUUCUAUUACCUUGCUCGUGUUCCUAAAGGCAACAGGGAAAAGAAGCACAAGAAGUAG
This is a messenger RNA of Lodderomyces elongisporus, 4518 nucleotides long. RefSeq names its product pleiotropic drug resistance family ABC transporter. The coding region runs from base 1 to 4518 and encodes 1505 amino acids. The record is from RefSeq and is a predicted model, not a curated record. NCBI's taxonomy places the organism in Eukaryota, Fungi, Ascomycota, Pichiomycetes, Serinales, Debaryomycetaceae. Gene Ontology annotation, molecular function: ABC-type transporter activity; ATP binding; ATP hydrolysis activity. Gene Ontology annotation, cellular component: membrane. Gene Ontology annotation, biological process: xenobiotic detoxification by transmembrane export across the plasma membrane. The transcript has a single exon.